This is a messenger RNA of Owenia fusiformis, 4825 nucleotides long. The record is from the annotation of a GenBank genome assembly. Lineage: Eukaryota; Metazoa; Annelida; Polychaeta; Sabellida; Oweniidae.
UAUUCAAAAUUGAGUUUAGUAAACGAAAUGGAACUCGGGUGCAAUAUUGUUUACCAACACACCGGAUUAAAACUUGGAUAGAGAUUAACAUUCAACGAGCAGCUAUACUCAGGAAUGCAUCUACUACCCAUAGAUACAUGUACGUUCGGAUAAUGAAAUGAAGAGCUGAGAUUUACGAAAAUCCAUCGAAUGGUUGUUAAUCUCCAAAAGUGGACGUUUAGCGGAAAGUAUAAGUUACGAUGCAUCACACGUGGGAGAGUAAGCUUAUUGGGGUAUAUACAUUUAUGGUGCUCUUACUUGUGACUAGUACGUACGGCAGUCCAAAGGCAAAGAUAACGAUGACGGAUAACAAGUAUAAUGGACUGUUUGUAGCAAUACACGAAGACGUUGCAGAGAACGAGAUUUUGAUAGAGAAUUUGAAAGAAUAUAUCACCGAAAUGUCAUCCAGUCUUUUCACUGCUCUAAAAUUUAGGGGUUUCAUUGGUGAUGUGACAAUACUUGUACCAAGUACAUGGAAAAACAAGACAUACGAACAGGCGUCUUCAGAGCAUUUUUCUAUGGGGAACAUCCUAAUUAAAAGAAGGAAUGUUAGUAACAUCCGAGAGCAUGGACCAUUAACGAAGCAACCUGGAUUUUGUGGCGAAGAAGGAAUCGAACUGCUCUUGAGCGAAAAAUAUGUUUUGGACAAGACAUUCGCCCAAGAAAAUUGGGGCCAUAUAGGCAAGUGUUUGGCGCACGAAUGGGCUCAUCUACGCUACGGAGUUUUCGAUGAGUACCCAGUAGGCAAAAACAGUACACAAUUCUACACAACAUCAUCUGGAACCACGGAGUAUGUGCGCUGUAAUCUCGCCAUAAAAGGUACCAUCGUGAAAUCGGAUGUGACGUACAAUGACGUCAUUUGUGAGUUAGAUCCAAUCACCGGUUUAUACCAAGAUGGCUGUACUUUUAAACCAAAUCCCAAUACGGCGGCAAAGGCGUCGCUCAUGUUUUACUCGUGGAUAUAUUCAAUCAACACCUUUUGCGAUGAUGCGGACAGCGACUCUGCGAUUGUCCAUAACGCUGAGGCACCUAAUUUGCAGAACACUAUGUGCGAUGGGAGAAGUGUUUGGAGCGUCAUUCGAGAGCACAACGAUUUUAAAAAUGGGUCAAAUCCAGUACGUAAUCAGCCUCCGGUGAAUCCAACGUUCAGAGUUAUACAAGAACAAUCAUCAAGGUGGUUGGUACUUGCCUUGGAUAUAUCAGCAAGUAUGCUGGGUAGGGGCAUCUUAAAUCAGGGUCAGGCGGUGGGAAAAUACUUGGACGACAUAGAACCAGGCGUUCGUGUUGGAAUUGUAGCCUUCUCAGAUGUUGCUACUGUUGUCGCUAAUAUGACGUAUGUCGGAAAGGAGAAAGACCGUGAUUUUCUCCGUGACAAGAUUCCAAUGGUUGUGACGGGGCAAACUUGCAUUGGAUGUGCUAUAGAGCUAGCCCUCGAGCUCCUUAAUGUCAGUGGCAACUUUGGGUGUGAAAUUAUCCUAUUCACAGAUGGAAAAGAAAACAAAGCCCCCUUUUUAGAGGAUGUGAAACCACGUCUAUUUGCGAAGGGUGUUAUAUUCCACAGUGUGAUGUAUGGUAGGCGGGCAGAGGCAACAUUGGACGAUUUAUCAAGGACGACUGGGGGAGAAUCUAUGUUCUAUUCAGGGAGUACAUUGUCAACAGGUCUUGAUGAUGCCCUCCCAUCUACGAUCAGAGACUCACCGAACAAGAGCGUCCAGCUCCUUAGUGAACGAAAGAAGAUUGCUCCUUUGAAAUCGGUCACAUUCAGUUCCUAUCUAGAUUCAGGGCUAGGCAGGAAAACAACAUGGGAAAUCAUAUAUUACACCAAAUUGGAAGACUUUACACUGAUCCUGAAAUACCCAACCGGGACAAAAACACUGACUAGUUCCUGGUUUAAGGUAUUUGAUUCCCUGAAGCUCAUCAGAAUAAAGGUACCGACUGGACGAGUUCAACAAGUUGGUCUCUGGGAACUGGUUGUCACUAAUAAUUCUAAUAAAUCAUCAAUCUAUAUUGGAGCAACAUUCCGUUCAAAACCCAGAAAUUCGAAAACAGAGGUUGUGACAAUGACACCAUAUAUGGGCAGCAAGAGGAUAAAUGUAAAAGGAGAUCUUGGUGUCCGUACUGCUGUAAUUCGAGCUGAAGUCUCAAAGGCAAUGCAUCCAAUAGUUGACGCCAACGUCACUGCAAUAGUUCAGAGUUCAAGAUACCCGUAUCCAACUUUUAUUGUACACCUUUACGACACGGGAACUGGAGCAGAUAGUAUCAAAAAUGAUGGUAUCUAUUCGGCUUUCUUUACCAAGUUCAAUGCGAAUGCCAAGUACAACAUCAAGCUAUUAGUGACGGGGAACAGACAUAGUAAAAUAUUAAAAUGGAAAUACAGUGGCAUGGGAUCUGCAAUGUUUUUGAAUAACAACGUUCCAGAAGUAGAAUAUUCCGAGGAAAUUAUCGGUGAUUUUGUGAGAGUGUCUACGGGAGGCUUCUUCACAGUAGAAGGGAUCGACAAUAGUUUGACGUAUGCCUCUCAAGACAACGUGCCACCAGCACGUAUUACUGACGUCACUGUUAGCGUUGCUGCAAACAGAUCAAUUGUGUUAAUGUUCACUGCUUCUGGUGAUGAUAUGGAUGAUGGAAAAGCAUCGGGAUACGUUAUCAACAUCGCACGGACGGUCGCUGAGUUAAGAAAGAGUUUCACAAAUGCUUCUAACCCUGUAACACUCGAGUCAUUUAACGUCAUUUCUGGUAAUACAUCUGCAGCUAAUAACCCAGGAACAAUGGAAUUAUUUGUUAUUGAAAUGACUGCUGCUGAACACGAUGUGGCGUAUUUCAUAGGCCUUGUUGUCUACGAUGAUGCUGCUCUAGUUAGCGAUAUAUCCAAUAUUGCUUCAUUCACUUUUAUACACAAUAUCACAAAACAUGUACCAAUAGGAGAACAGAUAACUGAUGAUCCAGCACAGGUUGUCAUAGAAACGGGUAAAAACACUUUUACGGAACCAGCUCCACAUUUGAUUACUUCUGAAAUAACAAACCCUACAUUUGUAGCUGAUUCAUUCCAUGUGUCUGCAUCGAACUCAUUGCGUUCUUCAACAUCUUUGGUCAGCAGAUCAUCACCUUUAACAGUACCUACUGUACAUAUGACUACACUUAUGUAUCACACACCAAUGUUAGAUUUGGAGGAAUUGACCAAUAAACAGACAGAUUCGCAAGACCCUUCUUCUACUGCAUUCUGCGAAAACAAUUCAAAAUGCACAGGGAUGCAAACAGCAACAGAGGUGAUAAGUGUAAUACCGCAACCAACAGAGUCACCAACCGCCACUAAAUCUAUGAUGGCCGAAGAGCAAUCACUCCAAACCAGUAUGACAUCAUAUGAUAGUAUCAGUAGACUAAACCCCACCAGCGAUAGGACAAUACUAUCCCCAGCAAGUAUGAGAACUGAAAAACGAGACCGUAAUGAAGCAACAUCUGUACAUAUUAUAAAUAAUCCAAUAAUAACGUCGACACCGACCUUACCGACAAUUACCAUUCCCUUGGAUCAUACUAUUAUUAUCUCCGCUAAUACCAAAUUCAAGAAGUCAUUUGACAAAACCGCCAGCACACUAAGUGAAAGAAGUUUUACUGAGCAUGUACAUACUAAACGCUCUACAUCGAGAAUGUCAAUACCAAGACAAGUGGUCGAGACACCUCGUAGUGUUUCGUUAAAUGACAAUCCCAGUCAAUCAAUUUAUAGGAUAAAAAGUGAUAACUCAAGUGCCCAAACUACAAACAUUGCAAUGACGUCAACAAUUACGUCAGGAACUACGGAUAUCAUGGCUGAAACAACAAAAUACUUGUCUUUGGAAACCAAGCGUAAUAUUUCUACUUUACCAGGUGUAACUAAAAUAACCCCUUAUACCAUAGCGUCCAGCGUGAGAUAUUUGGAGCCAGAUACACAAACUACCGUUUUGCCCAGGGUAUCAACGAUAGUUGAUACAAGUGAUCAAUCUUUGUCAGCCUCGAUUCCAGAUACACAUACAAUGGUUUUGUCCAGUUUGUCAACGAGAGUUGACACUAGUGUUAAAACUCCAAUAGACUCAACACAAGAUAGUACAAUUAAUUUACAGGAUAUUUCAACAAGAGUUGAUACCAUUGAUAAAAUGUCAUCAGUCUCAUUACCAUAUAAACAAAUUUCUGUGACAAUACCCAUUACUAAAACCAUAAGAGACUCGAUAACACAUACAACUGACCUUUUGACAACGGUAUUACCCACCAUGUCAACAACCGUUGGUACCAUUGAUAAAACCACUGUAGACUUGGUGCCACCUUGGAACAAUACGAAUACACAUGUCAUCCCUGAGGGGUAUACUUUAUACACAUUGACGUCAUUUACUAUUGCCGUGACAACCAUAUCUGUUGCAGUGCUUGUUAUAUUUACCGUAUUCAUCAUGGUCUUCAUUCUUAGAUGCAGGCGCAAGCGUGACAAUACUAGCGAACUCUUGCCUGAAAACAACCACAGGAAUACAGUAGAUAGUGGAAGAUCGAACACAACGAUGUAUGAACCGUGUGGCAAUGCCAGUAUUCCAAAUCAUAGUUCAUUCAGGCAUGUCCGAGAAGGACGACAUGACAGUGGACGAUCAACAUCGUCAAGGAUAUCAAAAAGGUCACAACGAUUUGAAUCAGAUACAACUUCCUCGAGGGGAAGUCAUCAUUCUAGGAUUUCAAACAAAUCAAGUAUUUCAAAUAAGUCAAACCUAAGUCAGUCUUCUAUAGUUUAUUUGCCAUGAGUGCCACGGUUGGAUGGGACAGCAAAGAUAAG